Prosopis cineraria is the source of this 465-nucleotide messenger RNA. RefSeq names its product 14 kDa proline-rich protein DC2.15-like. The annotation marks the transcript as partial. The record is from RefSeq and is a predicted model, not a curated record. NCBI's taxonomy places the organism in Eukaryota, Viridiplantae, Streptophyta, Magnoliopsida, Fabales, Fabaceae. The transcript has 2 exons.
UAUUGGGGUGUGACAACCUUGUCAAUUGCCUCCAAACCUUGUUCCCCCAUUGCUCUUUUCCUGCUUCUUAGACUUCUCUUCUUUUCCACAGUCUCUGGUCAUGGCAGUUUAAAGCCAAUGCCCAGCUCAAGACCUGUUCCCAAUCCAAUGCCCAGCCCUAGACCUAUCCGUCCACCACCGGCAACCGAAAAUGGAACAGGCACGUGUCCCAGGGACGCACUAAAACUGGGAGCAUGCGCAAAUGUGUUGAACGGUUUAGUGAACGCGACAAUCGGUCAGCCACCGGUGACUCCAUGCUGCUCUCUCAUUGAAGGACUUGUCGACCUUGAGGCCGCCGUGUGCCUUUGCACCGCCAUACGAGCUAGCGUUCCGGGCAUCAACCUCAACGUUCCAAUCGCUCUCAGCUUGCUUCUCGACGUUUGCUCUAGGCAAGUCCCUCCUGGCUUCCAAUGUGCUUAUGAAUAA